Messenger RNA from Mobula hypostoma (lesser devil ray), 2913 nucleotides. RefSeq names its product ring finger protein 13 (gene rnf13). The transcript is spliced from 11 exons. Bases 799 to 1977 code for a protein of 392 amino acids. The record is from RefSeq and is a predicted model, not a curated record. Lineage: Eukaryota; Metazoa; Chordata; Chondrichthyes; Myliobatiformes; Myliobatidae.
UGCGCGAUCGUUGGGGAGGCCGGGUAGUUAGUGCGGCACCUCCAGUGACGUGAGGUUCUAGGGGGUCGUAUCACCUCCACUCUCAUGUGGUCUGCGGCACCGCCUGUUUAUUAUUUACACCUCCGUCCGGCUCUUAGAGCUUCGUGAAACAGAACAUUUACUAGAUUGUGCAGAAAAGCUUUGAAGUUGGAAAUCUAAACCCCAACGAUACAAUGGAUGAUGUUGAUGUAGCUCAUCGUUACUCAAGAAGGUGGCUGGGAUGCAGUGACAGAGACCCUCCAUUGGUCGUGGUCGAUCAUGGAUUUUGCGUCCCAGCUAUCCACAUGAUACAACCAAGGCAGAAUGAUAUGGAGUCUCCUUCUCCACACAGCUAUAACAAGGAACCUUGGGAUAUAUACACCAAGCGGAUCCUAGUUUUUACAUUGUAAAAACACCCAACAACUUCUGGAAAAAAUGGGUUCAUUUCAAUAUAUGGAAAAAUAUUGCACUGCAAACUUUGUUUGCCAUUUAAUAAACAGGUCAUUUAACUUGUCACUGAUUUGGUUUGGAGUUUGCAAGAUAAAUGUACCUUGUGCUUACUCUCUAUGAUGUUUUAUUAUGAGUACUGGAUAUGCUGAUGGAGGAAGUGCACAGUAGCACAGCAGAUUACAUCUUCACAGUGUUGUGCAAUGACAGACAGCUGAUUGGUCUUGAGUACUAGUCAAAGCUGAAAGAAUACUGAUCUCAGCAAAUGCAUGAAAGGGAGCUCAAGAAGUUGAGGACUACUUGGUGUUGAAGGUGUGGUAACAACUUCUGAAGAUGAUUUUGUCGUUGGGAUUAUUGAUUUUAUCUGCCUCACAGAUUCAUGUGAGCUUCAUGGUGUAUUUUAUUGCUUUGCUCCAUCUGUGGCCUGUGGAAGGUGACAUUCUAGCAUAUUCCAUUGAUAAUCAAACACAGAAUUUUGAUGAUCUCCCAGCAAGAUUUGGUUACCGCCUUCCUAAAGAUGGCUUAAAGGGUUUUCUUGUGUAUUCAAAACCAAAGAAUGCUUGUGAACCUAUUAUCUCCCCACCAGUAAUGGAAAACUCCUCUGUCAACUUCAUUGUUCUGAUUAGAAGAUUUGACUGCAAUUUUGAUAUCAAGGUUUUGAAUGCACAGCGAGCUGGAUACAAAGCUGCCAUUGUAUACAAUGUUGAUUCUGAUGAUCUUAUCAGUAUGGGGUCCAAUGAUGUUGAUAUUUUGAAACAAAUCACCAUUCCAUCAGUGUUUAUUGGAGCAGCAUCAGCUAAGUACCUUGAAGAAUUCAGCUAUUUCAGAGGUGGGCACAUAGUGAUACUACCUGAUUUUAGCCUUCCAUUGGAGUACUAUCUAAUUCCGUUCCUCAUCAUAGUUGGAAUCUGCUUAAUCCUGAUAGCUAUUUUUAUGAUUUCAAAAUUUAUUCAAGAUAGACACAGGGCAAGAAGAAACAGGUUGCGUAAAGAUCAGCUGAAGAAGCUACCAGUACACAAAUUCAAAAAGGGGGAUGAAUAUGAGGUAUGUGCAAUUUGUUUGGAUGAAUAUGAAGAAGGUGACAAGCUUCGCAUCCUGCCUUGUUCACAUGCAUAUCACUGCAAAUGUGUGGACCCGUGGCUAACGAGAACAAAGAAAACCUGUCCCGUCUGCAAACAGAAGGUGGUGGCAUCUCAGGGAGAAUCUGAUUCGGACAGUGAUGAGGUGGACAGCAGCCACGAAGAAAAUGACGAUGCCUCCGAGAACACUCCCCUGCUAAGGUCCUCACUCGCCUCCACCAGUGCUCACUCCUUUGGCACCAUGACAGAAUCCCAGUCCCACCCAGAAGCUGUGGAGUCCUCUGAAUAUGAGUACGAUGAUGAGGAUGAAGGAGACAGCAGUGAAGCUGAGGAUGGCAUUAAUGAAGAGACAGUAGUUCAGGUGCAACAGGCAAACCCUGAAGCCAGCACAGGAAAGAGAGGAGGAGCCAGAGAGCCAUUUGCAGUAGUUUGAUGAUUGUUUUUAAAUGCAAAAUCUGCACAUCCUUCAAAAACAAUGUGUCAAAAUUAAAAGUUGGGGAAAUAUUUCAGUUUGCUUUUCCACAGUUUAAUGUAUUGCAACUUCACAACAUAUAUAAAUGCAAACUUUCUAAGAAUUAAAAAAAACCUUUCACAGGUUCUCACUGUGAGGCUUCUGGAGUGAUAUGCAGCUCUCAUGUAAUGCAGGGCUGCCAACCGCUAAUUCUCGGUGACCUAAUACAGAUCAAAGCUGAGCAGUCUAAUGUUUCCCCAGAGUCACUGCCGCCUGUUUUAUCGUUACCGCGGUAACCUUGAAAAGUGUUGCAUUGAUCACAAAACUACCAGGUAGCUGGGUUGGACCAGUUACAUAGAUCGUAUAGAGUGACUUCAACACUAAGUAAGCAACUUGUAUACUAAGGUAGCUAAAGGUCUGGCUGAUCCUUUGUUUAAAAAAAAGCUUUAAUCAUGUAAUUUUCUCGGUUUCCUGUUAUAUAUUCUGCUUUCAACCCAACAAUCCAGGCAACUGUUUCAGAUAUACUGUAUGUAUUUGCCCCUGUCAGGUGCAUUGCAGCAACUGAAAUUCUCAGCUCUUUUUGGAUUUGAUUUUAAAUUUCUGCGCCUGAUUUCAUUUACUAUAGAUCAAUAAAUUGUCACGUCAUUAGGUAGAAAAGAACUGAUUUUCUACUGAACACUCCCAAUAAAUGCUUUAGAAGUUGCCUCCAGUUUUAUGUUAAGGUAAUACUUGGAAUUGCAGUAUGUGAGGGAGUUUAGAACUUUAAGUAUAUUAAAGUAGAAUUUUAAUUUGAGCUGUUUGAACAAAGUUUGUGUAAAUUACCUCGACAAUUAUAUGUAUGUACUAUGUGCCAAGAUGGUACAUAUAUAAAUCAUCUUGAAAGCUAAGAUUCUUAAUAAAAAUGUUAUAAUGAAAAUA